Molecule: messenger RNA, 3256 nt
Organism: Portunus trituberculatus (swimming crab)
Lineage: Eukaryota; Metazoa; Arthropoda; Malacostraca; Decapoda; Portunidae
Product: rhodopsin, GQ-coupled-like
Exons: 3
Coding region: 234-2240 (668 amino acids)
Biological process (GO): G protein-coupled receptor signaling pathway
Cellular component (GO): membrane
Molecular function (GO): G protein-coupled receptor activity
Source: RefSeq, a predicted model, not a curated record
AAAACUAGCUGGAAACGAGAGAGAGAGAGAGAGAGAGAGAGAGAGAGAGAGAGAGAGAGAGAGAGAGAAAAAAUAACCAAGAAACACAAACUAAACCUAAAUUCGAGAGGCGAAGAUACGAGUGAUCGAGAGAGGAAGGGAAAGAGAGCAAGGGCGAGGGAGGGAAACAAGUCCCAAGAGGAGAGAAGAGGAAGAGGAAGAGAAAGAGAAGAGGAGUGGGUAGCGCGUGUGUCAUGCCCGUGGUGGCAGCCCUGCUUCUCACAGUCACCCUCUUGGGGAUCUGCUUCAACUGUUACAUCUUGUUCCUGUCUUGCACUCAAAACUUCAGACAGACCCGCACCACCACACACAUCCUUCUGCUGCAUCUCGGCGUGAUCGACCUCCUGCUGGCCGCCAUCUUCCUCUUCGCCCUCUUCCCGUCAUUCCUGAAGGAGGGUUGGCUGAGCGGCGCGGGGUGCUGGGUGGCUGGCGGGGCGUGGGCUACCCUGCACGUGGCCGCGGUGUGGACGAUCACGGCCCUCAACCUGGACAAGUAUGUGGCCAUUGCAGCGCCGCUGCACUACGCCCGCUUCGUAUCCCCGGCGCGAGUGGCCGCAGCCGUGGGCGUAUCGUGGGUGUUGGCCGCCAGUCUGUGCGCGCUGCCUAUGGCGCUGCCGGGGAUGCGCGGCGCGCCACAGCCUCCCACAGGAUGCUCACUGGACCUCGCCUCGGCGCCGCCACUGCUGGGCCGCUCCUAUGCCUUCACCCUGGCCCUGCUGGGGUACCUGCUGCCCGCCCUGCUGGUGGCCACCGCCAACUUCCGCAUCCUAGUGAUUGCGCGCCACCACCGCCACCGCAUCGUGACGGCGUUGUGGGACGUGACGGUGUCUGCCCAAGCCACCGUCACGCCCCAGCGCUCACAUUUCUACCUCAGCCGCUACCGAGGCCGCUCCGCCGCCACCACCGUGUGUCACUUGGUGGGCACCUUCCUGCUGCUGUACCUGCCGCCUGCCGCCUGCGUGCUGUACGAGGCCGUGGCGCGCGUGCGUCCGCCCCACACCCUUGUGUUGGCCAACCUGGUCCUCCUCACCCUGGCGCCUGCCAUCAACGGCUUCGUGUACGGCAUCAAGAGCAAGGUGCUCAGGAAGAACUUCAAGAACUUCUUGCGGAAACGUUUGUACCGCAGCGAAGUGAACUACGAAAUCCAGUCUCGCGCGCCAUCAGUGUCCGCAUCACGCCGGCCGUCGAUGACGCCGUCCCUGUCCAUGCCGCUCCAGCACAAGCUGCAGCGGCGCAUGUCGGAGAUCCUGGUGCAGCCCUCCGUGGCGGCGGCUGGCGACGCGGCUACCGGUGCGCCCCGCCUGGUGCGGCGGUCCUCCGAGCUCAGCAUGCGUGCCCGUGGCGGCUCCAGCUGCUCCAUCACCCGCGAGACUCCCCCACCGCGGCUACCCAGCAGCUCGCCCCUCGGGGUGCAGGGUGAUAGCACGUCUGCGGCCAAGGAGGCGCCCACCCCUUCCCCCAAGAUAGCCUCUCCCCCUAAGAGUCCCAAGAGUCCGAAGAGUCCCCUGAUCCGCCCCUCAAGAGUGUUCCGUUUCCUGCAGCAGUCCAACAGUCUGGAGGAAAACGCCGGGGUGGAGGUGGAGGGCGGCGGGCCGGCCCUCGCCGCCACGCACCGCUCUUCGCUCAGGCGAGCACUAUUCGCCCGCAACAAGCAGAAGAGUCUCGACUUUGAGAUGACGAGCCUCACCCCGCACGACACCGCCGCGGAGGUGCCGCCCCGCAGCGCCUCCACGCAGGUGGUGGGAGAGCCGGCCUCUCCCUCCCUGGCGCGGCCGUUGUUGCUGGACGGUCAGGCUCCGCCGCCGCCGCUCUCCCCCGCCAGGAAGACCAAGCGGGUCUCGUGGUCCUCCGACAGCUUCUCGGACUCCCCGAUGGAGUCUGACUCCGAUGCCAUGACGCCCACUGGAGCCGGGGUGGCGGGCGCCGGGACGGCGAGCUCCAUGGGGCCCCGCUACCGCACCAAGGCGCUGCUGCGACACAACGGCCUGCGCUUCCAUUUCUCCAAAGUGUCGCUCGAGAGGAUUGACUCUGAGGACACCCGCGCCCCUCCAGCAGAGAUGAACGGGCCCGGCCCGUCCCCGCCGCCCACGCUCACCAUGGUACACCAGGCCACCCUCCACGGUGCGCCCGUCACCAACGGUAGGAUUGUGUCCAGCCUCAACGGCCGCCCCAAGCUGCUGACGGCGGGUUUCCGGGACUGAGGCGCGGGACGCGGCCUGGCGAGGCGGGGCGACAGGAAACACUGACCAUAGAGAAACACUAGCGCCUUGCUGCCCCGCUCCGCCAGGCGAGACCUUAACACUCCCACACCCAGGUGUGCCCGCCACUCCACCGCGCGCCUGCCACCGAGGCGCCACACAUGUCAUUCCAGCGAGCCAGGCCAGUUUACCUCAGUCCCACAGCUAGGACGCGCCAAGGAAGACGGGAUAUGGCACACGUUUUCCUCCCUCCACGCCCCCACGCCCACCAGGGCACUCUACUCGAGCUUUCCCUCUCGUCCUGCCCCAUCCCGGCAUCUCCGCCCCGCCCCAUUGACUUCUCUCGCCAUGAGUACACUGACUCUUCGAGAGCACAAGGACACCUAUGAUCUCACGCGCUGACAGCCACGACGCUCUUCCUCCAAGGUGACGCGAAGAUGACGCGGCGCGGUACCCCAUCCCCUUCCCCAGUCCCUAGGCGUGCCCGGGCCCUGGCGAGGCGAGGAGAGAUGGCCCGGGCCUUUGUGUACUAGUGAGUCUUUAUGUUCUCUGUGAUGGCGCCCUUCACUUUCCCUCACGCCCCAACAGCUUGUUUCACUGUGCCCCUUUACUCCGCACCGCAAACCCCCACGGGGCGCUCCACGAGGCGAGCGUCUGGCACUCACUCGCCCCGGUGACGUCACGCAAGUGUCUGACACACGCACGCCUUGUUGAACGCUGCUCCGGUUUGUCUUCGCGCCUCAAGCAAACAAACACACGCCCAAACUCCGCUAUAUUGACAAAGGCGGCUCUGUCAGUGGUGCAGGGCUGCUCGCCGCCCGAGAGGUGUGAGUUCCAGCCUGGCUCACGGCAGCGGCGCCUGUGACAGCAGGAGUGGCGUGUUUCUCUCACCUCGCGAGGUUCCUUAUGACCCUCUUGUUGUGGUGCGGUAACUCAAUACGUAAUACAAGAUAUAGUCAGCAAUGAUUCACACACACACACACACACACACACACACACACACACACACACACACACAC